CAAAUGCGCCCUCUUUGGUCUGAAAUCGAUAAUAUCAUUUAAUUUGUCAGGAACAGCUGUUAUGGAGAUAAACAUUAAACCUGUUACUGAGUAUAGGGAUUUGUUGUUUUACCCAUUUCUUUGCUUUUUAGUUUUAAUAUUUAAGAAUAAAUUAUUUUACUGAAAUUCUAAAAUAUCUCAUAUGCCUUAUACUUUAUCAUUUGAGUGGUGUCAAUGACUAGAUUUUUAACUGAUAAUAUAAGUUGACUAAGUUAUACUAAUGCCAACAAAAAUGGUCCAACCACUACAUAUUGCUGAUUCAAUAGAAUCAUUGCUAAGAAAAGCUGAAGUUAAAAUCCCUGACUUAUCUCUUCCCGCUUGUUUGGAUAAAAUGAAAAAAUUACAUGACAGUGCAAGGAAAGCAAGCCUUGAAAAAGAUCAGGAAGAAGAAUUCAUGUUUUUACAUAGAUAUUUAAUGCUUUUGAAAAUGGCAUGUAAAUAUCCUGAAUACACAAAAUCUUCAAUAAAAUACCGCUCUGAUUUUCCUUGUGCUCAGUCCAACAUGAAGAAGUAUGAAUUGCUACGUAACAUAUUAGAAAAGAGGUAUCAAGAAAACAAAGAAAAACAUUUAAGAGAAAAUAAUAAAAUUAUUCCAGUCAAAUCUAUUAGUCCCACUCAAGAAAAAUCUUUGAAAGACCUGAAUAACACUAUUGCAGCAGGAAAAUUCAAUAAAACAUGCAUCUAUUCAGAAGGAUUAUAUAAUCUUCUCUCAACCAGACAUAAUAAGGAAUCCUACCUUCUAAUUGAUGCGAGAUCAUUACAAGAUUUCAAAGAAUCUCAUUUGAAUGAUUCCAAUAUUAUUAAUAUUCCAGAAGAAAUUAUUCAUCCAGGAAUAUCAGCGUCUAUAUUGAACUCUAAACUUGAAGGUAAUGCCAAAUUACAGUGGGAAAAACGAGGUACAUUUGAUAAACUGGUAAUCUUUGACUGGAACAGUUCUGAAGCUGGUUUGAAAAGCAAUGUGAAGUUAUACCACCUUAAAAAGGCUAUGACUGAAUGGGAUCCAGGUACACAGUAUAAAUGUUCUCCAUUAGUACUAGAAGGAGGUUAUGAAGAUAUACUUUUUAAAUACCCUCAUGUAACUUCAAAUCCAAAAGUUCAUGCUCCUUUGCCGAAUAACAUUAAUAGUCUAUUAUCACUUGACUCCUUUGAUUAUCCCAUACAAGAACUUGAACCAGAAGAAGAGAAAAAGUUGCCAGUCAAAGAACCUCAGAAGACUUCGCAACCUCAAAAAACAUUGCCAGCUAAGUCUCCUCAUGAAUUGUUAGUCGACAGAUCAACAAAACCCACUGUUAUUACUACUCCUGUCAACCAAGUUUCUGAAAUCAGCCCCGAUUCUUCAGAAAUUGUUGCUGCGGAAAGUAAUAGUGAUUCAUCCCCUCCUCUAGAAGAAGAUUCAACGUCUUCUGAAAUUAAUGAAGUAACACCAAAAGAAGAAACUGAGGAUAAACAAACCGUUGGUGAAACAAAAUCAGUUUUAGAUGAACUUCGUAAAAUUAAACCAUCAUUUGAUGUCUCAGUUCAUCCAGAUACCCGUGAAACAGUUAAUACAAUAGAAGUUGAUCCAAAAAUAAAACCAGAACAUGGUCCAAAUCAAAGACAUACAGCUGAUAAACCAGUUGUCGAAGGUACUUACAAAAUACCUCUCAAAAAAGACGAUGGACCUCCAUCUUCUAUUCUUAAAAGAUCAUCUUCCUCUCCUAAUAUUGCUAAGUUGGAUGAUGAAGGUAUUUCGAGAAUUCCAGCAUUCACACGUUCCAAUAAACCAGUUGCUUAUGCUGAGAGAGCAGAUUCAACUUAUGGAAUAACAGUUGCUGGUCUCACUGGUUUGAAAAACUUUGCGAAUAACUGUUACAUGAAUUCGAUUCUUCAGUGUCUUAGCAAUACCGAUCCUCUUGUAAAGGAAUUAAUAUCUAUUAAUAGACCUGUUGCUACCAAUCCCCAAAGCAAAACAAAGGGGCGUGUUGCUCAAGAAGUUAUAACUGCCUUCAGAAACAUGUGGUCAGGUGAUGUCCGCGUGUAUUCUAUAAAGGAUUUGAAGACAUUGCUUGGUAGCUUAAAAGAAAUUUUUAAAGGUACUGGUCACCAGGAUUCAAAUGAGUUCCUAAUAAUUUUACUUGAAUAUUUACAUGAUGAUCUGAAUAUUCCUGCUUCUGCGGAAAGUCGAUUAGAGGGUGCUAGAGAAGAUACGGGAGAAAAAGCUUGGGGUGAAUUUCGACGGAAAAAUUGUUCUAUUAUCCAAAGACUUUUCUAUGGUCAACAUAGAUCUACAGUCACUUGUUCCACAUGUCAACACCAAAGUGUUACCUUUGAACAAUUUUUUAAUCUUUUUGUGCCAAUUCCAUCCAGAGAACCUGUUAGUUUGAGUGAUUGUAUUCAGUUGUAUAUGUCAGGAGAAAAGAUCAGUGGAUGGAAAUGUCCAAAAUGUAAAGAUGAAAGGAAUGCUACUAAAAAAUUUGACAUUUCAAGGCUUCCUCCUAUCUUAGUCAUUGCUUUAAAAAGAUUUACUCAUGAAGAAGAUUCAUGGCUUCAAAAAAAAGAAAAUCUUGUUAUUUACCCCCUUGAAGAUUUGGACAUGGAAAAGUUCACUAUUAGAGGUUCGGAACAGAGGUACAAAAGAUAUAACCUUUAUGCCAUGUCUACACAUACUGGUACGUUACGUGCAGGGCACUACAAGGCGAUAUGUAGAAAUCAUGUUACGAACAAGUGGCAUAUGUUCGAUGAUCAAACUGUUGAAGCUUUACCUGCUCACAGUGUGCGUAACAAUCCAGAAGUCUACAUUCUUUUUUAUAAUGCAGUCAUUGAAAACUGUUAACAUUAUGUAUAUCCUUUUGUUUAUUAACAUCUUUUAUUUAAAUAAUGUUUGUUUUUUACAAAUGUUAUUUAUGUGCAUUUAAAAAAAAAUAAUGAAGAAGAGUCAUCACAAUAUUGUAAAUAGUACUGUCCCAUUAAUGAAACAUUCAAUCACUGAAACCGAUGCCAAAAAUUUGUAAAUUGUUUGUAUAUAUGUUGAUAUAAAUAUAUGUUGAUAAAAAAUAAAUUGAUGUAUUACUGUAGUUUGUUUUUAAUCAUGAAUUUAAUUAAUUAUAAUCAUAAUAUUCUA
This is a messenger RNA of Nezara viridula (southern green stink bug), 3139 nucleotides long. Lineage: Eukaryota; Metazoa; Arthropoda; Insecta; Hemiptera; Pentatomidae. The record is from the annotation of a GenBank genome assembly.